UGCGUAGCAUUACAUGCGAAUCCAUCCGGUUUGAAGGUGGGCGUGAACGAAAGGAAACCGUUCAUCUUGAAGAACAAGCUUCGUAGUCGAUCAUAAAGCUGUCCAACAAAGUCCAAAUUGCCGUUCUCUUCAGGUGAAGUUAUAUCCCAACGAAGCAGUCUCUCGAAUCCUCGCCAUAACUGCACACGACAUCCAGUAUCGGUAGGUAUCACUCCGGCUAGCCUAUUCAACGUGUCGAUAACUUGGUGAGGAUCACGACUCGAUGACACUGCCAUGAUGUCCGCCCGCAAUUCGCAGAAUGUUCCAGUCCAUCCAAUCGGACAGCUACACUGAUUUCCGAUAUAUUUUCCACCAUUGUAGCAUUGAACUUGUUCACAAAGAUUUCCACUGAAUCCAGGUGGACAGAAACAAGACGUGUUCGUAGGGUUCAUUACGCCACCGUUUUGACAUCCCGACAGUGAUGUUGGUGGGGGAGCUAUCUCUGCGCAGUACAUGACACCUGCUCGUUGUACGGCAAAUCCAAGUAGGUCCUGGGCGAAGAAAUUGAAAUGAAAAAGUUCAUUAGGCCGUCUACACAUGAACGGUGGGAAAUAGAAAUUAUAAUUGCAGACAUCACGCCAUAUUCCGUUCGAUGCAUAAACCUGUGUCGGUUUUCCGUUACGAUUUGUACUUAUAGUUAGGGAAGCUUGUACACGUUCUGGUGGAACGCCAACAGGAUAGUUGGUCAGAUGCAUGACGAUCGCAUGUUGUAGACCGAACAGUGGCUGUGGGAGGCCCAUAUCCGAAUCGAUAUUGAUCGAUGUUGACCAGAAAAGAUCCAUCUGGGUAUCUCGUCCAGGUGUGUGGUACAUAGCCUGGUAGAUUUUGUAACUGCACGAUUGCGUAGCUGCUGAAGAACGGAACGAGAACAGCCAGUUGCCAACCUGUGGUCCGUUGAAGAGCCAUAUGUUAUUUACGCCAUCGGUAUAUUGCUCAGUAGUGGCUGCCCAUUCUCCAUCCGGAUCUGUUAGGACAAGCGAUAUAUUCCCUAAAAAAUGA
Messenger RNA from Haemonchus placei, 1038 nucleotides. NCBI's taxonomy places the organism in Eukaryota, Metazoa, Nematoda, Chromadorea, Rhabditida, Trichostrongylidae. The record is from the annotation of a GenBank genome assembly.